Molecule: messenger RNA, 871 nt
Organism: Bombina bombina (fire-bellied toad)
Lineage: Eukaryota; Metazoa; Chordata; Amphibia; Anura; Bombinatoridae
Gene: UBE2C
Product: ubiquitin conjugating enzyme E2 C
Exons: 7
Coding region: 98-640 (180 amino acids)
Source: RefSeq, a predicted model, not a curated record
AAACCAUUCAAACAGGGUGCGGGAGGUUGAUGUCAUUGGUGCCGGCGUAGGUAGGAGUAGACGUUGACUGUUACGUUUUUCUGUGUUAUCCCAUACAAUGGCCUCACAAAAUGUUGAUCCGGCAUCUGCUACGAUCUCCGGUGCUUCUCGCAAGGGCCAGGAAUCCGGGGUUUCCGCUGCCCGUGGCUCUGUAGGAAAGAGACUACAGCAGGAGUUAAUGACGCUCAUGAUGUCUGGCGAUAAAGGAAUUUCCGCUUUUCCCGAAUCCGAUAACCUGUUCAAAUGGAUCGGGACUAUUGAUGGAGCUGCAGGGACCGUUUAUGAAAGCCUGCGGUAUAAGUUAUCUUUGGAGUUCCCAAGUGGUUAUCCCUAUAAUGCUCCAACUGUGAAGUUUAUUACUCCUUGCUAUCAUCCUAAUGUGGACAGUCAUGGAAACAUUUGCUUAGACAUCUUGAAGGACAAAUGGUCUGCUCUUUAUGAUGUCAGGACGAUUCUUUUGUCUAUACAGAGUCUGCUAGGAGAGCCCAACAACGAAAGUCCUUUGAAUCCACAUGCUGCAGAACUUUGGCAGAAUCAGACAAUGUACAAGAAGCACCUACAUGAUCAGUAUAAGAAGCAAGUCCGAGACAAGGACAUCUGACAUCUUACCUCAAUUGCAUUGUGUGGCCUCACCAGAUGGUCGCUCCUGGGGAAGCCGUGAUUGGAGACUAUGUGCAGAGGAGCUGCAGGCGUGGGUUCGGUGAUCCGGUGUUUCAGAAGUAUUUGUAAAAUCUGGUGCAAUGUAAAAUUUCAUAAAUGAAAGUGCCCCUGUUGAGUAUUUUCUUUCUUGCUAAUGGGCACUUUAUCAUAAAAAGUUGACUUUCACUUUAAA